UCCUGACGUGCCUGGUGGUAUCGCGUCCUGACUCUCCCCCCCGUCAUGGCUCUGUCACUGUGGUUCCUGUUUGUGUCUGUCACCACCCUAACUCACGUUGCCCCCUCUGGCCAAGCGAUGUCCAGAGCUGCGAUUCCCUUCGGCAUCCUGAGGAGGGAGCUAGCGUGUGAGGGCUACCCUAUCGAGCUGCGUUGUCCAGGAAGUGACGUCAUAAUGAUUGAGACGGCAAACUACGGACGCACGGACGAUAAGAUCUGUGACGCGGACCAAUUUCAGAUGGAGAACACACAGUGUUACCUCCCAGACGCACUCAAGAUCAUGGCCCAGAGGUGUAACAACAGGACCCAGUGUGUAGUGAUAGCAGGAGUAGAUGUGUUUCCAGACCCCUGUCCUGGUACAUACAAAUACCUGGAGAUACAGUAUGAAUGUGUUCCUUACAAAGUGGACCAAAAAGUCUUUGUGUGUCCUGGUUCUCUCCUGAGCGUUCAACCGGCUACUUCCUUAUUGGAGGCGGAGCAUCAAUCUGGGGCGUGGUGUAAGGACCCGUUGCAGGCUGCUGAUAGGCUGUAUGUCAUGCCCUGGACACCCUAUAGGACGGAAGUUCUGUAUGAGUAUGCUUCAUGGGACGACUACAGGCAGAACAGAGUCACCACCACUUACAAGCUGCCGAACCGCGUCGACGGUACAGGCUUCGUGGUCUAUGAUGGAGCCGUGUUCUACAACAAGGAACGCACGCGCAACCUGGUCAAGUACGACCUCCGCACGCGCAUUAAGAGUGGCGAGGCGGUGGUGUUGAACGCUAACUAUCACGACACUUCUCCGUAUCGGUGGGGCGGGAAGAGCGAUAUCGACCUCGCUGUGGAUGAGAACGGACUGUGGGUCAUCUACUCAACUGAAGCCAACAAUGGACGUAUAGUUGUCAGUCAGGUAAACCCUUACACCCUACGUUUCGAGGGCACGUGGGCGACCAGCUUCGACAAGCGCGGGGCGAGCAACGCCUUCAUGGCGUGCGGCGUGCUGUACGCGGUGCGCUCCGUCUUCCAAGACGACGAGGGACAGACAGACAGAGGAGGAGGAGGUGGAGGGGAUAUGGUGUUAUAUGCGUUUGACACCAGUAGAGGGCGAGAGGUGCCGGUCCAGAUCCCCUUCCCUAACCCCUACCAGUAUAUAUCAUCUAUAGACUACAACCCACGGGACAACCAGCUGUAUGUGUGGAAUAACUACUACGUGCUGAGAUACCCUCUGCAGUUCAGACCGCCCCAGCCUACCAAAGGUCCUCUCUCAUCUCUAAUGACUACAGUGGGGUCCUACACAGCCACCGUAGCGCUGACCCCAGUACGACCUUCAGCCUCCAAUCCCAUCGGGGUCAUCAACCGGAGUCCGGACUUGCGGCCAAUCACGGCCAUGGUCCCGCUGACCCCCCACCCCCCCCACCGUGCCCCCAUCGCCCCGGGGGGGUCCUACGGGGGGCAGGUUGGGGUGUGUGAGGGGAGGGUGACCAGAGGGGUACAGUGGCCCCCUACACCUAAAGGAGAGAUGGUGGAGAGACCAUGUCCCAAAGGAUCACUGGGUAUAGCAUCGUACCAGUGUGUGUUGUCCCCGGUAACUUGGAACUCCAGAGGGCCUGACCUCAGUAACUGUACCUCUCCCUGGGUCAGUCAGAUAGCACAGAAGAUAAAGAGUGGGGAGAAUGCAGCUAACAUCGCUGGUGAGUUAGUAAACCUGACGAGGGGGCGGGUCUACGCCGGUGAUGUCAGCAUGUCAGUCAAACUUCUAGAGCAGCUGUUGGACAUCCUGGAUUCUCAGCUUCAGGCCCUACGACCAGCCAACAAGGAGUCUGCUGCACGCAACUACAACAAGUUGCAGAAGAGGGAACGCACCUGUAGAGCUUAUGUCCAGGCGGUGGUUCAGGUAGUUGAUAACCUGUUGGGCCCUGAAGCUCUAGUCUCCUGGGCUGAUAUGAGGACCACUGACCAAUCACGCUCUGCCUCGCUGCUAUUGGACGCCAUGGAGAAAGGAGCCUUUCUAUUGGCUAACAACAUCUACGAGGGGCGAUUCAGCGACAGAGCGCCCAAUGUCGAUCUAGAGGUGUAUGUAUUGAACACAGAGGCAGAUCUACAGGACCUGACGUUCCCUCACUCCUAUGACAGUGACAGUGUUCUACAGCUCUCAACUGCUACUCUACAGCAGUACAGCAGCAAUGGUCAGGUGAAGAUAGUUCUAUCUCUGUAUAAGAACCUUGGAUCCUUCCUGACCACUAACAACUCCUCGUUGAGGUUGGAGGCGGGGUUUGUGAUUGGCGGUGGCAGGAGCUUGGCGGUGAAUUCUCACGUGAUCUCGGCUUCUGUCAACAAAGGUUCCAACCGAGUAUUCCUCUCUGAACCGGUCGUCUUCACUCUGCGACACCUACAGGUGGAGAACCACUUCAGCCCCAACUGUUCGUUCUGGAACUCCACGGGGUCGGGGGGUCAGCAUCGGGGUCGUCAGGGUCGUUGGUCGUCCCAGGGUUGUAAACGGAUACACACCAACAACACACACACCACAUGCGCCUGUAACCAUCUGUCAACCUACGCUGUCCUGAUGACCUACCACCAACCUGCUUCUGUAGAUGGUAUACAGGAGGUUCUGGUCUACGUAGUGUCCUGGGUAGGUAUAUCCGUAGCCCUGGUGUGCCUUGCAGCCUGCAGUACCUUACUGUGCUGCCAGGGGGCGCCACAGUCGGACCACAGCACCAUACACAGGAAUCUGUGGGGCAACCUCUUCAUCACCGAACUCAUCUUCCUCAUUGGGGUGGAUAAGACACAGUACAGCGUAGCGUGUCCAGUCUUUGCAGGUCUGCUCCAUUUCUCCCUGCUCUCUGUGUUCUGUUGGUUAUGCCUGGAGGCAGUGGAACUCUACUUACUGCAGGGGGAGCUCUUUGAAGGACGGUCCUCUAGGAGGAAGUACUUCUAUCUCUGCGGCUACUUCCUGCCAGGGGUGGUCGUGGCCGUCUCCGCCGCCAUCGACUACAGGGGCUACGGCACCCGGACCGUGUGUUGGCUGCAGAUGGACAACUACUUCAUCUGGAGUUUCCUGGGUCCUGUAUCUGUCAUUAUAAUGCUGAACCUGGUUGUCUUGGUGAUGACUCUUCACAAGAUGGUGCACAACUCCUCCGCCCUCAAACCCGACUCCAGUCGUCACGACAACCUCAGAGCGUGGACUGUGGGUUCGCUCACCCUCCUCUUCCUCCUGGUGGUGACCUGGUCUCUGGGGCUCGUCUUCCUCUCAUCUCCCUCUCUCCUCCUCUCCUACCUCUUCUCCUCCCUUAACACGGCCCAGGCUCUGCUCAUCACAAUACUGUUCUGUACACUCACUAGGAAGGGCCAUAAGGACUAUGGGAAGUGUGUGCGUCACUCCCAGUGCUGUGACUGUUCCUCCACCACCAGUUCACCUGGCUCUGUGAAGGGCGCCACCCUACGGGCCAACAACCGCUACUGCAGUACCAACCAGGCACGCAGGGCUACUGCUAACAGACAGAGUCGCAUUAGGAGGAUGUGGAACGAUACAGUGCGCAGACAGACUGAGUCUUCCUUCAUAGCUGCUGAUGUCAACACCACACCUACACUCAACAGAGCUGGCCUGGGUAACCAUUUCCUGACUAACCCAGUGUUACAGACUCACCCUAGAGUCUCUCCUUAUGACAGCCUACUGGCUCAGGGCUACAGCCAGCCCUCCCCUGGCCUCUUCACCUCUACUGGGACCUUCAGAGACAUACAGAAAGGUGACGUCCUGUCCCAGAGCCAGGAGAUGGAGAGUGUUUGUCUGAACGGAGGCUACAGCACCAACAGCUUCACCCUGCAGGGUCUGGGUGGGGGUGGUGGGGGGCCUCGGUCCGGGGUGGUUGGCAGCACAGACCUCCUCAGGGAGGGAGGAGGGGGGGGGGAGGACGCCUCCCCCGCCCCCCUCACCCCCCACGCCGCCGUGGGUCUGGGGGUGGAGCCUCACGGAGGCGGAAUGCGGAGGAACCUAUCGGACGCGACGGUCCUGGAGAACAUGAUCAUCUCAGAGCUGGUUCAGAGCAACUUGAGGCCGGCUGCAGCCGCGGAGCGCUACGGCAGCCUGGCACGCCCCCUGGACCGACUGACACGCCCACAGCCCUCCGCCCACGAGAGUUGGACGGUAGCUCGGGUGUCGACGCACACACAUGACCAAGAUCCGACACACGCGCACACGCACCAGGACGGCUGGACACACACACCUCGUCCUCUGCAGGACGUGCCGACACACACACCUCGUCCUCUGCAGGACUUGCCGACACACACACCUCGUCCUCUGCAGGACGUGCCGACACACACACCUCGUCCUCUGCAGGACUUGCCGACACACACACCUCGUCCUCUGCAGGACGUGCCGACACACACACCUCGUCCUCUGCAGGACUUGCCGACACACACACCUCGUCCUCUGCAGGACUUGCCGACACGCACACGCCAGGAGGAGAGCAACAGGAGCCAGCUGCAGCUGGGGGGCGGGACCCUCUCCCGUAGACUCCUCCUCCAGGACAGACAGACACGCCCCCAGGAGGCGUCGCUGCAGAUGCAGACCGCACGCCCGCAUUCCACGUUGUCGCGGCAACAGCAGCAGGGCGGAGGGGGAACGCUGUCCCGUCACCGCAGCGGGGGUGUUGAGCUGGGUGGUGCGGGGGGUUCGGAGAGGGACCGUUACCGGGAUAGGCCGCUUCCUCCUCCCCCUCCUCCUCCGCCUCUGGAGACAGAACCCCUGUAUAAAGCCCUGGAGGAUCCCCUUCUCUAUGACCCCAGGGAUGGAGGGGUGGAGGGGUGGAAGGAAAGAGGGGUGGAGAGAAGAGUGGAGGGGAAGGAGAGAGGGAAAGAGGAUUCUCUUCUCUAUGACCAGAGAAACGGAGGGAUGGAGGGGUGGAAGGAGAGAGGGAUGGAGAGAGAGAAGGAGGAGCAGUUCCUAAAUGACCAGAGAGAUGGAGGGAUGGAGGGGUGGAACAGAGGGAAGGAGAGGAGAUUGGAGGAAGGGAGCACUCAGUCCGUCCGUUACCUUAGCGACCCGGAUGACCCUGACAGCUAUGACCCCGUGACCCCUGACCUUGAUCCUGACUCCUCCCCCAUCUACACCCAGGAUUCUAACCCCUCCCCCGUCUUCACCCACAACCGAAACGCACCCCCAAAUAUUUACACCCCAAAUUCACCACCAAGUAUAUACACCCGAAACGACCCCCUCCCAAAUGUCUACACCCGAAAUUCUCCCCCGAACAUCUACACUCGAAGCGACUCUCCCCAGCUCUACACCCGAAACUCACCCCCUCCACCACGAUUCUACAGCCGUGAAUCUCCGCCCCUACUCCUGUCGUCCUAUCCUGACAGCAGCCCCGAAGGUCAACCAGAGGUUAGCCCCACCCCUCGACCCCACCGACCCCCUCUGGAAGUCCCCUACAGCCUGGGACGACCCCCUCUGGGCCCCAGGCCUAAUCACAUGCAGACUUUCUACCAGCCCCCAGCCCUCACACCCCUCACGGCUAAUGGGGAGUUGGUUUACACAGAGCCCGCCAGCGAGGACGAUGAGGGACAGAUGCAACGGGUGACGAGUCUGUGACUAGGGCGGUGGUGAUCUGGAGGAGGAAGAGGAGGAGGAGGAGGAGGAAGAAGAAGAAGACAGUUGUUGCAGUCAUGAUAUUAAUUAUCAUAAUCAUUGAUAAAGACCAUUAUAAUGUGCGCCAACCAAUCUCGUCUCUCCUAGAGAUCUGGAACGUUCCCAGACUCCGCCCCCAGGCCCCUCCCCUCUACAGACUGUCGGGUGACGGAACACGUUGUUGCCUUCCUUCUACGUCGUCACGGCAACAGAACAAUGAGCUCGGAACUCUAUAGAAUGGAGGUGAUUCUAACCCGGAACUCUCCUACUGUAAACAACACCUACAUAAUGAGGACGCUCGUCCAUUGUACAUAGAUCCACCUGUGCUCUGACUUGUCUUGUAUUGCUACUGAAGUUAACCCCAGUUAAACUGUGUAACCAAACCUUUGCCGGUGUACCUUCCUGUUGUACGUGUCUUUCUUCUACUCUCAUUGCUGUCGUCUCUUCCUACCAGCACCGCUUCUGCUGAUGGCUUCUGAACUGGGGAGACUUUUCACAUGUGAUGACUGUGAUCUGUGGUUGUUUCAUCUAGUUUAAUGCCCUGACUGUAAGUCUCUCUGGAUAAGAGUCUGCUAAAUGACCAAAAUGUACAUGUUUAAUGUUGUCUGUCUGUCUGUCUGUCUGUCUGUCUGUCUGUCUGUCUGUCUGUCUGUCUGUCUGUCUGUCUGUCUGUCUGUCUGUCUGUCUGUCUGUCUGUCUGUGUCUGUCUGUCUCUGUCUGUCUGUCUGUCUGUCUGUCUGUCUGUCUGUCUGUCUGUCUGUCUGUCUGUCUGUCUGUCUGUCUGACUGACUGGUAUAGAAUGUGGUGUUACUCUGAAAGAACCAAACACGACACACCAGUUAAAAAGUCAACAUAGGAUUUCAUAGUUAGUGGUUAUCCUAGUUACAGACUGUACAGUAGACUCACACACACACACACACACACACACACACACACACACACACACACACACACACA
Messenger RNA from Oncorhynchus nerka (sockeye salmon), 6594 nucleotides. RefSeq names its product adhesion G protein-coupled receptor L1-like. The record is from RefSeq and is a predicted model, not a curated record. Gene Ontology annotation, cellular component: presynaptic membrane; axon; plasma membrane. Gene Ontology annotation, molecular function: carbohydrate binding; G protein-coupled receptor activity; latrotoxin receptor activity. Gene Ontology annotation, biological process: heterophilic cell-cell adhesion; cell surface receptor signaling pathway; adenylate cyclase-activating G protein-coupled receptor signaling pathway. Lineage: Eukaryota; Metazoa; Chordata; Actinopteri; Salmoniformes; Salmonidae.